This is a messenger RNA of Kogia breviceps (pygmy sperm whale), 1536 nucleotides long. Lineage: Eukaryota; Metazoa; Chordata; Mammalia; Artiodactyla; Physeteridae. The record is from RefSeq and is a predicted model, not a curated record.
GAAGGUGUGCCGGGGGCUGGUUGGGGGCGAGGCGGCGGGGCCUGGGUGGGGCGAGGCGGCGGUGACGUCAUGGGGCGGUGCGGCGGGGCACGGCUCGCGCGCCGGUAGGUAACCACUGCAGGCUUCGGUGCUCACCCCAGGCGGCGAGCCGCACGUAGCAGCCUCUCGCUCGUCUACGUCCUGCGCUGCCCAUCAUGUCCCUGAGGAGCAGCCUCUCGCUUCUUCUCCGUACGCAAGCGUGCUCAGUCCCGAAGAAGUCCGUCCACUCCGUGGCUGUCAUUGGAGCCCCAUUUUCACGGGGACAGAAAAGAAAAGGAGUGGAAUAUGGUCCCACUGCUGUAAGAGAAGCUGGCUUGAUGAAAAGGCUCUCUGAUUUGGGCUGCCACCUUAAAGACUUCGGAGACUUGAGUUUUACCCCAGUUCCCAAAGAUGAUCUCUAUAAUAACUUGAUAGUGAAUCCUCGCUCAGUGGGCCUUGCCAACCAGGAACUAGCGGAGGUGGUUAGUAGAGCAGUGUCAGGUGGCUACAGCUGUGUCACCGUGGGAGGAGACCACAGCCUGGCAAUCGGUACCAUUAGUGGGCACGCCCGGCACUGCCCAGACCUUUGUGUGGUCUGGGUUGAUGCCCAUGCUGACAUCAAUACACCCCUCACCACUUCAUCUGGAAAUCUCCACGGACAGCCAGUUUCAUUUCUCCUCAAAGAACUACAGGACAAGGUCCCACAACUCCCAGGAUUUUCCUGGAUCAAACCUUGUAUCUCUUCCCCAAGUAUUGUAUACAUUGGACUAAGAGAUGUGGACCCUCCUGAACAUUUUAUUUUAAAGAAUUAUGAUAUCCAGUACUUUUCCAUGAGAGACAUAGAUCGACUUGGUAUCCGGAAGGUCAUGGAACAGACAUUUGAUCUGCUGAUUGGCAAAAGACAAAGGCCAAUCCAUCUGAGUUUUGAUAUUGAUGCAUUUGACCCUACGCUGGCUCCAGCCACAGGAACCCCUGUUGUAGGGGGACUGACCUAUCGAGAAGGCAUGUAUAUUACUGAGGAAGUACACAAUACAGGGUUGCUCUCAGCACUGGAUCUUGUGGAAGUCAAUCCUCGAUUGGCUGCGUCAGAGGAAGAGGCCAAGGCUACAGCCAGCCUGGCAGUGGAUGUGAUUGCUUCAAGUUUUGGGCAGACAAGGGAGGGAGGGCACAUUGUCUAUGACCAACUUCCUACUCCCAGUUCACCAGAUGAAUCGGAAAGUGAAGAACGUGUAAGAAUUUAGGAAAUACUGUGCGCCGACACGUGUUUGUCGCAAUGGGCAUUCUAGAGUUGGGAGGCAUUUGAUUUGUGGUGACAGAUACUAAAUGAUCGUCUGGGUCAAUACUGCCUUAAUGAGAACAUUUGUGCAUUCUCACAAUUGUAAAGUUUCCUUCCCCUUCAUUUUGGUGACUGAUAAUACUACUGUAAAUGUAUUUGGUUUUUUGAAGCUCACAGGGUAUUAAUAUGUUAGAGCACUAUGUAAACUUAAAGAAGUAUAAACAGCAUUUACUACCUUGGUA